Pristis pectinata (smalltooth sawfish) is the source of this 1970-nucleotide messenger RNA. Its product is annotated as programmed cell death protein 4-like. NCBI's taxonomy places the organism in Eukaryota, Metazoa, Chordata, Chondrichthyes, Rhinopristiformes, Pristidae. Bases 167 to 1495 code for a protein of 442 amino acids. Gene Ontology annotation, biological process: negative regulation of DNA-templated transcription. Gene Ontology annotation, cellular component: cytosol; nucleus. The transcript has 11 exons. The record is from RefSeq and is a predicted model, not a curated record.
ACGUGACUGGAACGUGGAAGGAAAGGAAAGUUUGCAAAAGUUUGGUUGAGUUGUUUUGAGAGUUGCAGAGACGGGACCAGUGAGUGAGAGGAGGUCUCAGACCGAGCGGGGUUCGUGCUGUAUUACACCUCGACAAGAGUGGGAGAUUACAAGGACUGGAGGAGCCAUGGCGACCGAGGCUCCGGGGUCGGCUGGUGAUGAGUGUGCUCUGGGCCAGGCUGCAGAUGCUGGCACCCUGGCCACCCGCGAGGAGGAGCUACACAAAGCACGUCAGAGUGCCAAGGCCAAGAGGAAGCUGAGGAAGAGUUCGUCACGUGACUCUGGGUCUGGCCGUGAGUCGUUCUCCGAGAGUACGGACGCUGGCGGUAACAAAAGCAAGAUGGGGGACAAAAAGUCCCGAUCAGGAAAGGGUCGAGGGCUUCCUAAGAAAGGAGGCGCGGGUGGCAAAGGUGUGUGGGGCGCUGCAGCUCAGGUGUACGACGUGGACCAACCGGACAUCCACGACCCCAACUAUGAUGACGACAAGCAGGGUGAAACUGUUUACCAAACGGUUGUUCCUGAACUGGACGACAGUGAGUUUGAGAAGGCAGUGACCCCAAUCAUUCAGGAGUACUUUCAACACGGAGAUACCAAGGAGGUUGCUACCCUGCUGCGUCAGAUGAACCUGGGCAACAAGAAGAGCAAGCUCCCGUUCCUUUCGGUGACCAUGUCGCUGGAGGGAAAGGCCAGCCACCGGGAACUAAUCUCCCGGCUCCUCGCCGACCUCAGUGGAAAGCAGCUGUUGGCUGAGGACGCAGCCAGGGCCUUCGACCAGCUCCUGCGUGACCUGCCUGACCUCAUCCUCGACACGCCCGAGGCGCCUCAGAUGGUGGGGCAGUUUGUAGCCCGCGCCAUGGCGGACCACGUUCUGUCGGCGGAUUUCCUAGAUGGUUACAAGGGAAGGGUUGACUGCGAGCAGACCCGCCUAGCGCUGGACAAGGCCACCGUGUUGCUGAGCAUGAACCGUGGGAUGCGCCUGGACAACGUCUGGGGUGUUGGUGGGGGUCUCAGACCCGUGAAGCAACUCGUCAAGGAGAUGAACCUCCUGCUGAAGGAAUACCUCCUGUCCAUGGACACAGCUGAAGCUGAGCUCUGCCUGCAGAACCUGGAGGUGCCACACUUCCACCAUGAGCUGGUCUACGAGGCUGUGGUGAUGGCCCUCGAAUCCACGGUUGGCAACGCCUCUGAUCUGAUUGUAAAGCUCCUGAAGAGUUUCUGGGAGUCUGGCUUUGUAACUCUUGAUCAGAUGAACCGGGGAUUCAAACGGGUCUAUGAAGCCAUGCCUGAGAUCAGCUUGGAUGUGCCAAACUCAUACAGCACGCUGAAGGACUUUGUGGACCUUUGCCAUCAGCAAGGCGUCAUCACCAAAGCACUCCAGGAGCAGUGUCCUACACGUGACGUUGGGCGCUCCGUGGAUGAGUAUGCCAGGAACUGCAUCACUGCCGCAGCUCAGUAACAAGCCUGGAUGUCGGAUGGGACACAUUGGAGCGGAGAGAGCCUGAGCAAGGGUUGUGUUUGGUUCUGCAGAAUGAAGGGGUCUAAGGGUGCAUCAAGCAGGGAAGCAACUCUGUGGGGGUUCUGUUAAUUGGUCUCCCUGCCUGUUGUGAUUUUAAAAAUGCCAAACCUUUGUUAUAAAUGUGCUUUUGAACCUGCUUUUUAUAGGCAUUGUGUCUCCUGCUCCAUUUUGAUCUUGGCUCAGAUAUUUGGGGGGUCGGUGCUGGAGAGUUUAUUUUGAAGCUCAGGCCAACAGUUUGAGCAAUUUUGAAGUAUUUCCUGUUAAAACAGAACUUUUAAGGAAAUUUUUUGGUGGGGGGGGUUUACUCUGUGCGUUUCUCACAUUGCAGUCGAGAACAGUCAACUGUGUAAAUCCAGUGCGUGAAGUUUAUAGUCCGAAUGGCCUCUUGAAAAUAAAAUGUUACACUUGACCAUGA